UCUUCGAACGACGAUUUUUAUGGUCUUGUACUCGGUCCUGCACAAGAUCAGCAGACUGGUACAUCUACAAAAUCCGCUAAAGAGUCGAUAAUGGCACUCUACGCCAGCACAAUUAACAAUAAUCCAUUCUAUAGUUCUGGAAGCCCGGCCCUCGUUUCUAGCGAGGCAAAUAUGUUUCAACAAUUACCUCAGAAUUGCUCACCGUAUUUAGGUGAGUUUAUCGCCUUUUAUAUCAAUAAUCACUUAGCUUUUGCCACUCAAACCCAAUUCUGA
Protopolystoma xenopodis is the source of this 273-nucleotide messenger RNA. Lineage: Eukaryota; Metazoa; Platyhelminthes; Monogenea; Polystomatidea; Polystomatidae. The record is from the annotation of a GenBank genome assembly.